Molecule: messenger RNA, 402 nt
Organism: Ascochyta rabiei
Lineage: Eukaryota; Fungi; Ascomycota; Dothideomycetes; Pleosporales; Didymellaceae
Product: 54S ribosomal protein L38, mitochondrial
Exons: 3
Coding region: 1-402 (133 amino acids)
Biological process (GO): translation
Cellular component (GO): mitochondrial large ribosomal subunit; ribosome
Molecular function (GO): structural constituent of ribosome; large ribosomal subunit rRNA binding
Source: RefSeq, a predicted model, not a curated record
AUGAUCCAGCUCAAGACGCUCGUAAACUGCAUCGACAACUCGGGCGCCGCCAUCGUCGAGUGCGUCAACGUGCUGCGCUCCAAGCGACCAGCCAAAGUCGGCGACCGCAUCGUGGUCGUGGUGAAGAAGCAGCGCAACUUCGGCCCGGAGACGGGCAACAGCGUGUCGGUCAGCGCCGCGAACAAGGUGCGCCGCGGCGAUGUGCGGCACGCGGUCGUGGUGCGCACGGCGAAGAAGUGGCAGCGGCCGGACGGCAGCGUGGUCAAGUUCGACGACAACGCAUGUGUGCUUAUCAACAAGGCCGGCGAGCCGAUUGGGUCGAGGGUCAGUGGCGUUGUGGCUGCUGAGCUGAGGAAGAACCAGUGGUCCAAGAUCCUGUCGCUGGCGCCCAUGCACGUCUAA